AUGGUCAGAAGAAAGAUAAAAAGUUUAAAUAGAAGGCGACACCAGUAUUCGAUAGAGUACAAACUGAAUGCGAUCGCUAAAUGGCGGGAACUGAACGAAAACACAAGUCAAGCGGCGAGACACCCCGAUGUUAAUGUCGACCGCCAAACUUUGAAAGGGUGGAUAUUGAACGAGGAAAGUUAUCGUGCUAUGUCCAACAAGAAAGUGGCCAAACGACUCAGGAGAAAAACAAAAAUUAGUUCUGUGAAAUACGGUGAUCUUCAGAAAAACCUGGUUCAGUUCAUCCACAACUCAGAUCAGUCAGGGCUUUUGAAAAUUGUUAACAACUUACAUUUAAUUACUAAAGCUGCACCAUCCCAUCAGGGGCCAUCCAAUCAGGGCUAUUCUGGCAAACUAGGAACCACCAGAAGGACAAGGAAUACUUCUGCAACUUUAACUGCAUCUCCUGUUGUGAAUUCCUUGAGUCAACAUGAUUCUUUGUCACAACCAUCUGCUGCCAAAUUUCAAAAGAAAACUGGAAGACGAUUUGAAAACCAAUGCUUUGAAAAAAGAGAACAAAAACCAGUGUUUCAUUCAGUGCAACCAUCUCUUCCAUCUCGUACACAAAUGCAGAUGCAACAACCUUUACUGGUAGCUGCACCACCUCCCAUCCCUCCCCAACCAGUCCCAAGGCAAGUGCAAAUGUUGCCACCUCCAGUCCAAGUCACAGUGGCUAAGCCAAAGCCUGUAGAAAAGCCUCGACCCCGGGAAAAACAAGUAUUUGUUGUCUCAGAUCAUCAACGUUGUGUUAUGUCAAAUCUGGCCUCUCUCUGGAAAAGGGGAAAGUUCUGUGAUGCAGGUAUAGGCAAUGGAUUGGCAACUGUCAUGGUUCAUAAACUUGUUCUUUCUGCUGUGUGCCCUAAAUUGCUUUCUGUGUUCGACAUGGAUAUAUUGUCUAAUGAGUUUCUGCAAGUGAAUUUCCCAGUGGAAGUCAGCACAGAUGCACUGAAUGCAUUUGCUGAAUACAUGUACAAAGGCAUUUUAGAUUUAGACUGUGACAUUUUGGAACAACUAAAGAUUAUUGCCAGGAGACUGGAUAUGAAAGAAUUUGAACAAUUGUGUGAUAGCCAUCUUCCAAACCACAUGCACCAACCUACUUUGGCUGCUGCUGCUUCCUUCUCUAACAUUCCCUUGAUUCAAACGACCAUGCCAAUCAAUCCUAUGACUUCAUUUGGAUCUGCUGCUUCAACUUCCAUGCAAUCUGUUCCAUCUAUCUCCACUCAGGUUAUUAAUAUCAAACAAGAAAUCUCCGAAGCCGAACUCACCCAAGUCAAGAAAGAUACAGCUGCAAUGUAUGACAAGGAAUUAGUGGUGUCAUCACUGGCUCCACACAAAUCUGGAAAUACUGGCAGCUCUGUUACUAGGCCUAGAAUAAAGACGGAACCAAUUGGACCAGAAGACGAAAAAUAUGGCCACUUGGGCAGUAGCAGCAGCAACCAAGCUCUCACACUGACCACUUCAUCUUCCUUAUCCUCAUCAGUUGCCCCAGCAUCCUCCACAGAAUUUGCCACUCCUUUCUUAGAAACAAAAGAUGUAAAAUCUACCAAAUUAAAAGCCAUUCACUCUUAUGACGUUCCUGUUGUGUCAGACUUGUCACCUGUUUCAUGUAUUGUUCAAACGAUGUGUUGCCAAUCAAGUUCUGUGAAUAAAGACACUUUCAAACCAUUAAAUCAACCAUCAGACACUCUACCUUCUGUUGUUCCCCCAAAGACAACAAGUACUAAUGGAGCAGCAGUUUAUCCAGUCAGACUUUUUACUGCAAGGGUAACCUCUCCCCAUUUGUACUCCCUUCCUGCUUUUUUUUUUGUAACCCCCCCUUUUGUACAUUCUUCCUGCUUUUUUGCAAUCCUCUCCCCUUUUGUACAUUCUUCCUGCUUUUUUUUUUGUAAACUCCCUCCCCUUUUGUACUUUCUUCAUGCUUUUUUUUGUAACCCCCCUCCCCUUUUGUACUUUCUUCCUGCUUUUUUGCAAUCCUCUCCCCUCUUGUACUUUCUUCCUGAUUUUUUGCAAUCCUCUUCCCUUUUGUACUUUCUUCCUGCUUUUAGUAACCUCUCCCCAUUUGUACUCCCUUCCUGCUUUUUUGUAACCCCCUCCCCUUUUGUACUUUCUUCCUGCUUUUUUGCAAUCCCUUCCCUUUUGUACUUUCUUCCUCCUUUUUGUAACCCCCUCCCCUUUUGUAUUCUUCCUGCUUUUUUGCAAUCUUCUCCCUGCUUUUUUAUACCCCCCCCAUUUGUACUUUCUUCCUGCUUUUUGUAA
This is a messenger RNA of Acanthosepion pharaonis, 2295 nucleotides long. The record is from the annotation of a GenBank genome assembly. NCBI's taxonomy places the organism in Eukaryota, Metazoa, Mollusca, Cephalopoda, Sepiida, Sepiidae.